CGUCUUUCCAGCCACUAGCGAAUUGCAAAUGGCGUCUGCCAAGUGUAUCGGAAGUUGAAGCCGUAAGUGAUAGUCUCCUGUUCGUAUCUGUCAUUGAGGAUUAUACUAUUUUCUACAUUGAGAUUGGAUUAGUAAUAAACUUGUGGCAACAUGCCUGCUGUUCGUGGAGAUGGCAUGCGAGGCCUUGCUGUCUUCAUAUCUGACAUUAGAAACUGUAAAAGCAAAGAGGCUGAAAUAAAAAGGAUCAACAAAGAGUUAGCGAAUAUUCGCAGCAAGUUCAAAGGUGACAAAACACUCGAUGGCUAUCAGAAGAAGAAAUAUGUUUGUAAAUUACUGUUCAUAUUUUUGCUGGGCCAUGACAUCGACUUUGGCCACAUGGAAGCUGUCAAUCUACUAUCAUCUAAUAAGUACUCCGAAAAGCAAAUCGGAUACUUGUUUAUUUCUGUGUUGGUUAAUACCAACAGUGAUCUCAUCAAAUUGAUUAUCCAGAGUAUCAAAAAUGAUCUUACUUCCAGGAAUCCAAUACAUGUGAACCUUGCUAUGCAGUGCAUUGCAAAUAUAGGCAGUAAAGAGAUGGCUGAAGCUUUUGGAUAUGAAAUCCCCAAACUUCUAGUAUCAGGAGACACAAUGGAUGUUGUAAAGCAGUCGGCGGCGCUGUGUCUCCUGAGACUGUUCCGCACGUCGCAGGAGAUCAUUCCUGGGGGAGAGUGGACUUCACGCAUUGUACAUCUGCUCAACGAUCAGCAUCUAGGAGUCGUAACGUCCGCCACCUCACUCAUUGAUGCACUGGUUAAACGCAAUCCUGACGAAUACAAGGGCUGCAUCAGUCUCGCAGUGUCUAGGCUCUCCAGGAUUGUGACUGCCAGCUACACAGAUCUCCAAGACUACACAUAUUAUUUUGUUCCUGCACCCUGGCUUUCAGUUAAAUUGCUGAGGCUUCUACAAAAUUAUACUCCUCCUGAUGAUCCUGGAGUGAGGGGACGACUCAACGAAUGUCUAGAAACUAUACUGAACAAAGCCCAGGAGCCACCAAAGUCAAAGAAAGUCCAACAUUCCAAUGCUAAAAAUGCUGUGUUAUUUGAGGCCAUAAGUCUGAUUAUCCACAAUGACAGUGAACCCAAUUUGUUAGUUCGUGCUUGCAACCAGCUCGGUCAGUUCUUAUCAAACAGAGAGACCAACCUAAGAUACCUGGCACUGGAGUCUAUGUGCCUUUUAGCCACCUCUGAAUUCUCUCAUGAUGCUGUAAAGAAACAUCAGGAGGUUGUCAUUCUCUCCAUGAAGAUGGAGAAAGACGUGUCAGUGAGACAACAAGCCGUUGACCUCCUGUAUGCCAUGUGUGAUAAGAGCAAUGCUGAGGAGAUAGUCCAGGAGAUGCUUAACUAUCUUGAGACUGCGGACUAUUCCAUCAGAGAAGAAAUGGUGCUGAAAGUAGCAAUACUAGCUGAGAAGUAUGCCACCGACUACACCUGGUAUGUGGAUGUAAUCCUCAAUCUGAUCCGAAUAGCUGGAGACUACGUGUCAGAAGAAGUCUGGUACAGGGUCAUACAGAUCGUUAUCAAUAGAGAUGAUGUCCAGGGUUAUGCUGCCAAAACUGUUUUUGAGGCUCUCCAAGCUCCUGCUUGUCACGAAAACAUGGUGAAGGUGGGUGGCUACAUCCUGGGAGAGUUUGGCAAUCUGAUAGCUGGAGAUCAGCGGAGUGCUCCCAUAGUACAGUUUCAACUCUUACAUUCCAAGUAUCACCUGUGUUCUCCGAUGACAAGGGCACUGCUGCUCUCCACAUAUGUCAAGUUUGUCAACCUGUUCCCGGAGGUCAAAUCAGUGGUACAAGAUGUGUUCCGACAACACAGUAACCUGCGCAGUGCUGAUGCAGAACUGCAACAGAGGGCAUCAGAAUACCUACAACUCAGCAUCAUAGCUUCCACCGAUGUCUUGGCAACAGUAUUAGAAGAAAUGCCAUCGUUCCCUGAGAGAGAAUCUUCAAUUUUAGCCGUGUUGAAGAAAAAGAAACCAGGACGAGUGCCUGAAAAUGAGAUAAGGCCGGCACACAACUCUCACAACCACCAGCCCGACUCCACCACCUCCUCUCUUGCUGCACCAGUAACCCACGCAAACAAUACCAACUCUGCAGACCUCCUUGGCCUGUCCACCCCUCCUGCACCCUCCAACACUGGAGUGCUGGUCGACGUACUAGGGGACAUCUACUCCUCGGCCACUCCCACUGCCGCGCCCUCCGCCACCCAGAAUAACUAUAACCCCAAGAAAUUUGUUUGUAAAAAUAAUGGUGUACUUUUUGAAAACGACUUGAUACAAAUUGGUGUCAAAUGUGAGUUCCGGCAAAAUUUGGGAAGGUUAGGACUUUUCUACGGAAAUAAGACAAAAUUUCCUCUUCAGAACCUGUCAGCAAACCUGCAGAACCCGGGUGAGUGGGUCAACAAGCUCAACAUCCAAGUGAGGCCUGUGGAACCAGUGCUAGAGGCUGGAGCCCAGAUACAGCAGAUGGUUAAUGCUGAGUGUAUAGAAGACUAUAUAGACUCUCCAAGUAUGGUGGUGACAUUCCUGUACAACAAUGUUCCGCAGAAACUGACCAUGAAGCUACCGCUCACACUCAACAAGUUCUUUGAGCCAACAGAGAUGAAUGGAGAGUCUUUCUUUGCCAGGUGGAAAAACUUGGGAGGAAACCCACAAAAAUCACAAAAGAUAUUCAGGGCUACAGGCCCUAUGGAUCUGACAGCAACUCGGACAAAGGUGCUUGGUUUCGGAAUGCAACUGUUAGAGAACAUCGAUCCCAAUCCUGACAACUUUGUGUGUGCUGGCAUCAUCCACACGAGGACCCAACAGAUCGGCUGCUUACUGCGUCUGGAGCCAAACAAGCAAGCUCAGAUGUACAGGCUAACUGUGAGGUCUAGCAAGGAACCUGUUUCAAUAGAGAUCUGCGAGCUGCUGGCCGACCAGUUCUAAUUACCAUGCGCUCUGCCUUGUGAUCUGAGACUGGACAAGCAUUAUGUUUUGUUACGUUAAUAUACUACCGUAUCUAAUUUAUUCUCUUACAGAGUAUCUAUAUACAUAGGCCUAUUAGUUGUUAACAAAUGUUAAUUUUUUUAUUAUUUUUGUUAUUUAAUUGAUAUUUAUACUGAUGUAAAUCGAUUAGUAUAUUGUUAUCAUAAGAACAUAUCUUAUGGCUCA
Molecule: messenger RNA, 3183 nt
Organism: Homalodisca vitripennis (glassy-winged sharpshooter)
Lineage: Eukaryota; Metazoa; Arthropoda; Insecta; Hemiptera; Cicadellidae
Gene: AP-2alpha
Product: AP-2 complex subunit alpha
Exons: 20
Coding region: 151-2958 (935 amino acids)
Biological process (GO): intracellular protein transport; clathrin-dependent endocytosis
Cellular component (GO): AP-2 adaptor complex; membrane coat
Molecular function (GO): clathrin-cargo adaptor activity
Source: RefSeq, a predicted model, not a curated record